AUGUCCGAGCUCCAGAGCAAAUACGUCCUCCAGACCGCUGGCUUCGACGCCCGGUUCCCCAACCAAAACCAGACGAGGCACUGCUUCCAGAACUACACGGACUACUUCAAGUGCAUCGCUGCCAAGGGCGAGGACUACGCCCCCUGCAAGCAGUUCAAGCGUGCCUACCACUCUCUCUGCCCCAACGAAUGGACCAACAAGUGGGAUGAGCAGCGCGAGAGCGGCACCUUCCCCGCGUCGCUGGAGCCCUGA
Molecule: messenger RNA, 252 nt
Organism: Epithele typhae
Lineage: Eukaryota; Fungi; Basidiomycota; Agaricomycetes; Polyporales; Epitheliaceae
Product: cytochrome c oxidase subunit VIb
Exons: 6
Coding region: 1-252 (83 amino acids)
Cellular component (GO): respiratory chain complex IV; mitochondrion
Source: RefSeq, a predicted model, not a curated record